Messenger RNA from Zygotorulaspora mrakii, 1188 nucleotides. It is a transcript of the gene CPR7, whose product is annotated as peptidylprolyl isomerase CPR7. Gene Ontology annotation, biological process: protein peptidyl-prolyl isomerization. The transcript has a single exon. The record is from RefSeq and is a predicted model, not a curated record. Lineage: Eukaryota; Fungi; Ascomycota; Saccharomycetes; Saccharomycetales; Saccharomycetaceae. Bases 1 to 1188 code for a protein of 395 amino acids. Gene Ontology annotation, molecular function: protein binding; peptidyl-prolyl cis-trans isomerase activity.
AUGGUAUCCAAUCCCCAGAUAUACCUUGAUAUUUCUAUAGCAGGAGAAAAAAUAGGCAGAAUUGUAUGCGAAUUAUUUGCGGAAAAGGCACCUACAACAGUCAAAAACUUCAGGUCUCUAUGUCUGGAAGACCAUUGUAUUGAAGAGGACAAGGUUUUAACUUAUAGAGGAAACUACUUCCAUCGUAUAAUAAAGAAUUUUGUGGUGCAAUGCGGAGACAUUAUUCAUUGCUCCGGAGAAUUCGUUAAGUCGGAUGAUGCUGGCAAAGGUGGUUGCUCGAUCUUUGCAACUAGAGAGGAAAUUCAUAACGGGAAUAAUUCUGAAUUGCAAUGUUUUGGUAACUUUUUGGACGAAAAUCUCGGUGAUUUUAAUGCCUCCUUCUAUCUGGCUAUGGCCAACAUGGGAACCCCAGAUUCUAAUAGCUCACAAUUUUUCAUUACCACUGCUGUGUCUCCGCAUUUGAACGGUAAGCAUUCGAUAUUUGGCCGUGUCACCCACGGGAAAUCUGUGGUACGUUCUAUUGAGUACUCCAAAGUUGAUUCAGAUGGGUUUCCGCUAGAAUGCAUUAAAAUAGAUCAAUGUGGCGACUGGGAUAUUUUAAAGGGACUUCCGCUUUUUAAUGCAUCUAAUGAUAGUAUAGGCGGCGAUACGUAUGAAGAGUAUCCAGAUGACAAUGAAGAUUUAGAUUCUGAAGACUUUUCUGCUGCUUACGAAGCUGCCAAUAUCAUUAAAGAAUCUGGUACUUUGCUUUACAAGAAGAAGGACUACAAGAACGCGUAUUUCAAAUACAAUAAAUCGUUACGUUAUGUCAAUGAGUUCAUUCCCGAUAUUGAGGUAGAUGCAGAGAAUAAUCGUAAGUUUACGCAUUUGAAAAUCAAACUUUAUUUGAACAUGUCUUUAGUCUCGCUCAAAAUGAAGAGGUAUGAUGAAGCAAUCAAGUUUUCAUCAUUUCUACUAGAUAUGAAUGAAGUGCCUAAUAUAGAUCAAUGCAAAGCGCUCUACCGUAGAGGGGAGGCAUUUGUAGCCAAAAAACAUUAUGAAAACGCGUUACAAGACUAUAAAUCUUGUCAAGAGAUAAAUCCUGAUGAUAGGGCUGUCAUGGAUAAAAUUUUAUCUUUAGAGAAGACACUGGAAGAUAAAAAGGAAAAGACUAAGCGAAACAUCGCUAAGUUCUUUUCGAGUUCUUGA